Messenger RNA from Hyposmocoma kahamanoa, 1305 nucleotides. Its product is annotated as speckle-type POZ protein-like. The record is from RefSeq and is a predicted model, not a curated record. Gene Ontology annotation, molecular function: ubiquitin protein ligase binding. Gene Ontology annotation, biological process: regulation of proteolysis; proteasome-mediated ubiquitin-dependent protein catabolic process. Lineage: Eukaryota; Metazoa; Arthropoda; Insecta; Lepidoptera; Cosmopterigidae. Gene Ontology annotation, cellular component: cytoplasm. Bases 96 to 1121 code for a protein of 341 amino acids. The transcript has a single exon.
GGAGACGAAUAUUCCCCUAUAAAAAUUAAAAUUGUCUAACAUUAAUUAACUUGGUGUAAUUAGAAUUGCUCCAUUAAUUGAUUGCUUCAGAAAUAAUGUCCAGUAUAAAUUACACGACUCGUACUGAAGGUCAAACCAAGAUAAAUACUAUAAUAUGGACGGUGCCAAACUUCAUCAACUUGCUAGAAAAUAAAACUGCGAGAGAAUUUCGGACGGAAAAGUCGAAGGAUCCCAAUAUGGCUGAAGUAGUGGACUCGAGAUUUCAAUUAAAGAUGCAGUUCUUAGGGCGUGAUAACGAUAUUAUCGAGAUAUAUUACUUGUCACCUAAUCCUGUGUUUUUGAAAUCGAUUCUCACAAUAUGUUUAAAAAGAUUCGAAGAGCGAUCUAUCGUUAUAAAGGAGUAUCACACUGUACAAGCUAACAAAUGGCAGUAUUUAGCUACGUUGUUCAAACGAGACAUAGCCAGCUACGAUGGACGCGACAUUUUCUUGCUUAGUGAUGGCAGCCUACGGUUAAAAUUCCAAUUCAUGGUCACAAAUGAUAUAAAAGUUGAUAGAACCAAUGUUCCUGAGGCGCAAUUGAGUAAUGACUUUGAGAAUUUACUUAAUAAUGGAUUAUUUUCUGAUGUUACAAUGAAGUCUGCAGAAAGCGUUGAAUUUAAAGUUCAUAAGGCAGUUUUAGCGAGCCGUAGCGCUGUAUUGAAGGCGCAUUUUGAACACAACACUACAGAGUGUUUUACGAAUGAAGUAGAAUCUCCUUUAGAAGCUGAAGUUCUUAGAGAAGUACUUACUUUUAUAUACAGCGACAAAGCACCAAGAGUGGACGAGAUACCUGAAAGACUACUUGCGGCUGCAGAUUAUUACCAACUGAGCCGGCUUAAAAGCUUAUGUGAGGAAGCAUUACAUAAGAAAUUAACAGUAGAAAAUGCUAUAGAAACAUUACAAUUAGCGGAUUUACAUUCGGCAAAUACCUUGAAACAAUUAACCUUGGAAUUCAUUAAAGAUGGUCAAGCUAAGCUUAUCACUAAGACUGAAGGUUGGGCUAAAGUGAAAUCAGUAGAGCUAAUAAAAAGAAUUUAUGAAUACAUAAUGGCUGAUGAUAUUGAAGCCGAUAUAAAGUAGAUUGUUAUUUCAUAUUUACGCCACAUGGUCUCAUUAGUGUAUUCAUGUUGAAGUAUUUAUUAUUAUAUAGACAAUUUUAAAUAUGUACAGUUAUAUAAAUUUUAUUAUUUAUUACGUAUACCUAAUACCUGAUUGGAAAUUUUCUUACAGACUGGUAUAAGUUACAGACAUACUUUUACAUGUG